AUGGGGCUAAGAGCUGCCAGCCUUUUUCUACUCUGGCUGGCUCUUUCCUAUGCAAAUGAAAUAAGAAAAGGAAGGACAAGAAACCAUGGCCACUAUGUCUGCAGCACUUGGGGAAACAACCAUUUCAAAACUUUCGAUGGAGACAUCUAUCAAUUCCCUGGCAUGUGCGAGUAUAAUUUUGCUUCUGACUGCCGAGAGUCUUACAAGGAGUUCUCUGUUCACAUCCAGCGUGCUCGCAACAGCAAUAACCACCCUGAGAUCCAGUAUAUUCUGAUAACAAUCAAGGACUUUACGGUGUACCUCAGACCAAAACUGGCUGUCGUGGAUGGGCGGAUUGUGAAGACACCUUACUACAGCUCUGGUAUGUUCAUUGAGAGCAAUGACAUCUACACCAAGGUUUAUGCCAAAUUAGGCCUGAUUCUGAUUUGGAAUCAGGAAGAUGCACUGAUGGUGGAGCUGGACAGCAGAUUUAGUAACCAUACAUGUGGUCUCUGUGGGGAUUACAAUGGAGUUCCAAUCUACAAUGAGUUUAUCAAUGGAGAUGCAAACUACAAUUCAAUUACAUAUGGAAAUUUACAGAAGAUCAGGAAACCCAAUGCCAAAUGUGAAGAUCCUGAUGAAACUCAGGCACUUCCAAGCUGUAAUGAGCAUCGUCAUGAGUGUGAGAGAUUGCUGACUUCCUCUGCAUUUGCUGAUUGUCGGUUACGCCUUAAUUUGGAAAUGUACAUCCAAGCCUGCAUGCAGGACAAGUGUGCAUGUAAUGGAAAUGAGGACUCCUUCUGCCUCUGCAGCACCAUCUCUGAAUAUUCUCGCCAGUGUUCACAUGCGGGUGGCCGGCCGGGUGAAUGGAGGACAGAGUACUUUUGCCCCAAGACCUGUCCUGAUACCAUGAUCUAUAGGGAAAGCAGCUCACCCUGCAUGGAUACUUGCUCACACUUGGGGAUCAGCAGCCUUUGUGAAGAACACUACAUGGAUGGGUGUUUCUGCCCUGAAGGAACUGUGUAUGAUGAUAUUACUGAAAAAGGCUGCAUACCUGCUAGCCAGUGCCGCUGCAAGCUCCAUGGAAAGGAGUAUUCACCUGGAGAAAGCAUUACCAAUGAAUGUGAAGAAUGCGUCUGUGAUUCAGGCAGAUGGACAUGUAAAGAUUUACCCUGUCCAGGCACAUGUUCAGUGGAAGGAGGUUCCCAUAUUACCACCUUUGAUGGGAAGAAAUACACCUUCCAUGGAGACUGUUACUAUGUGUUGGCCAAGGGUACGGUAAAUGACAGUUAUGCUCUCCUGGCAGAGCUGACUCCCUGUGGCUCCACAGACAGGCAGACCUGUUUGAAGACUGUCGUGCUGUUAGUAGAUGACAAAAAAAAUGUGGUGGCUUUCAGAUCAGAUGGCAGUGUGUUACUGAAUGAGAUGGCAGUGAAUGUGCCUCAUGUGUCAGCCAGCUUCUCAGUAUUCAAGCCAUCUUCCUACUACCUCAUUGUUCAGACUUCUUUUGGGCUUCAGCUGCAGAUCCAAUUGUUUCCAGUCAUGCAGCUGUUUGCAACUGUGGAUCAAUCAGUUCAAGGAAAACUUCAAGGUCUUUGUGGAAACUUUAAUGGGAUGGAAGGUGAUGAUUUUAAAACAGCCAGUGGCUUGGUGGAAGCUACAGGAUCUGCCUUUGCUAACACAUGGAAAGCUCAGUCAACCUGCAAUGACCAAGUAGAAAAGCUGGAAGACCCCUGCAGUCUCAGCAUUGAAAGCGCAAAUUAUGCUGAGCAUUGGUGUUCUUUGCUGAAAAACUCAGAGGGUCCUUUUGCAAGAUGUCAUUUAGUUAUUGAUCCUUCAGAAUACUAUAAGAAAUGUAAGUAUGACACCUGCCUCUGUGAAGACAAUGAAGAAUGCUUGUGUGCUGCCCUGUCCUCUUAUUCAAGAGCCUGUGCUUUCAAAGGGAUCAUACUGGAAGGCUGGAGAAAAAGUGUCUGCAGUAAUGAAGUUUCUACCUGCCCAGGAAAUCAGAUCUUCCUUUACAAUCUUACAAUGUGCCAGCAAACCUGCCGUUCCCUUAUUGAUGGUGAAAAGCAUUGCUUGCAAGACUUCACUCCCGUGGAUGGCUGUGGCUGCCCAUAUAAUACAUACUUGGAUAACCAGGGUACCUGUGUGCCCAUCUCCAAGUGCCCAUGCUAUUACAAAGGAUCAUACCUGGAACCAGGGGAAUAUGUCACAAAAGAUGGAGAACGUUGUGUUUGCCGAAAUGCAAAGGUCCAAUGUACCUCAGUCACAAUAAGAACGAAAGGGGCAACAGAAUGUUCUUCUAACAAGACGUACUUUGACUGCAAUGCAUCCCCAAAGUGGUCUUCGCAAACACCUAUACAACUUAGCUGCCAUACUCCUCAAACUGAUUAUUUUCAGGCAGAGUGUGUCUCAGGCUGUGUGUGCCCUGAAGGUCUAUUUGAUGAUGGGAAAGGGGGCUGUGUUGAGGCGAAGGACUGCCCAUGCUUUCAUAACAACCAGUGGUAUUCUUCUGGACAGAAGAUAACAGUGGACUGCAACACCUGUACCUGCCAAAAAGGGUUUUGGAGCUGCACUGAACAUGUGUGCUAUGGGACUUGUAUGAUAUAUGGAAGUGGCCAUUAUAUCACCUUUGAUGGAAAAUUCUAUGACUUUGAUGGGAGUUGUGAAUAUGUGGCUACUCAGGAUUUUUGUGGUGACAAAAAUUCCAGCGGCUCAUUCAGUAUCAUCACAGAGAAUGUUCCUUGUGGAACUACAGGAGUCACCUGCUCAAAGGCUAUUAAAAUGUUUCUAGGGAAAACUGAACUGAAAUUGGAGAACAAAGAUUAUAAAGAAAUUCAGCGAGAUACUGGUGAUGAUGUGCGUUAUUGGAACAAGACAGUAGGCUUCUACCUCGUUAUUGAGGCUAGCAAUGGAGUGAUGCUUAUCUGGGAUAAGAAGACUACUGUUUUCAUCAAGCUGACCCCUGAUUACAAAGGCAAAGUGUGUGGUCUGUGUGGGAACUUUGAUGACAAGUCUAACAAUGAUUUUACAACAAGGAGUGGGCUGCAGGAGACUAAUGCUCUGAAGUUUGGGAAUUCUUGGAAACAGUCUUCCAUGUGCCCAGAUGUCACACAAGAAAUUAAGCCCUGUGAUGUGAAACCACAUCGGAAGUCCUGGGCAGAGAAAGAAUGCAGCAUCAUCCAGAGUGAAGUCUUUAAAAUAUGUCACUCCAAGGUGGACCCAGUUCCUUUCUAUGAAGCUUGUGUUCAUGAUGCCUGCUCUUGUGACAGCGGUGGAGAUUGUGAGUGCUUCUGCUCUGCAGUUGCUGCAUAUGCUCAAGAAUGUACGAAGGCUCAGGCCUGUGUUUUCUGGAGAACUCCUGAUAUAUGCCCGAUAUUUUGUGACUACUACAACCCUCGUAAUGAGUGUGACUGGCACUAUGAGCCUUGUGGCAGUAAUGUCACAACCUGCAGGAUGAUUAAUAAUGUCAGCACCAACUUUUCAGUACCAUACCUGGAAGGUUGCUACCCCAGAUGCCCUGAGGACAAGCCUGUUUAUAAUGAAGAGACAAAGGAAUGUGUGACUGAAGAUAAAUGUUGGUGUUACAUCAACGGAACUCCUGUUCUCCCUGGGCAGGAAAUACCCACAGAAGACAACUGUACAAUAUGUGUCUGUGGACCCUCAGGAUCCAUACAGUGUAAACCAGUCCCAGGGUGUCCUUGUGUCAUCAAUGGAACGAGUUAUGAAGUGGGUGAAACUGUUGCACAAAUACAGGAUGGCAACAUAUGUACUACAUACAUUUGUGCAGAAAAUGGUUCUGUAGUUGUUGGAAGUAUUUAUCCUUGUCCAACAUCUACUUCACCUACAACCAUUUCAACCUCCUUUCCUACCAGUACUCUUACCACCACAGUUACCACUACAAGCCCUCCAGCAAGCACAACUCCAUGCUUUGUAUUAAUCUGCAAUUGGACUGAGUGGUUUGACGUUAGUAAACCUGAAGAAGAUGGCGGUGACUAUGAAACCUAUGAUGCAAUAAGAAAUGAACAUGGAAACAAAAUAUGUGAAGCUCCUGAAGACAUUGAAUGCAGGGCUAAAGAUAAUCCUGAUAUGAGUUUAGAGGAACUUGGCCAGAAAGUAGAGUGCAAUGUCACAUAUGGACUAAUCUGUAGAAAUGAGGAGCAAGAUGCAACUAUAUGGCAACUUUGCUAUAAUUAUGAAAUCAGAGUAAACUGUUGUGAGUGGCAUGAAAUUUCUUGUGAGGUUACACCGACUCCAACACCAACUGGAACUUCAAUCACCACCAGCACAACAGUACCCACCAUCACUACAGCCAGACAGCCAACAGCAAUUACCACCACGCCCGUACCCACCCCAACCAUCACAAGCGAAGCCCCACCUUCAUCCACAAGGAGCACAAUGUCCCCUCCACCUCUAUCAACAACCACUCCCACGCCAACGUCAUCGGAGCCUCCCAGCAGCACUGCCACCACCACGAUGCCCCCCAGCAGCACCAGCGGCAGCACCCCGGGGACAACGUUGACUGUUCCUACCACAUCAACACCCAUCCCAAUGACUGCAAGCACAUCUGUACCCACACCGACAUACACUGCCACCCAGUCACCUCCAGACUGUACCUGCAUCUGGACGGGAUGGAUUGAUGUGAGUUACCCAGAUAGUUCUGACAGAAACAGUGGUGACUACGAAACCUUUGAGAACAUUCUGAAGCACAACUCCUCCUUUGUCUGUGCAAAAGCUGAGAAUAUUUCAUGCAGAGCAACGCGGUUCCCUGACAUUCCCAUUACAGAUUUAGGGCAGAACGUGGAAUGCAGCGUUGACACAGGGCUGGUCUGUAACAAUAGUGAUCAGACCAUAGGAGGUAUAAUACCGAUGCCCGUCUGCCUCAAUUAUGAGAUCAAUAUCUGCUGCAUCCCCAACAUACCAGAGUGUGUUACAAGUACCACUGUGAGUACCACUGUGAGCACCACAACAGCCCCACCUUCAUCCACAAGGAGCACAAUGUCCCCUCCACCUCUUUCGACAACCGCUUCCACGCCAACGUCAUCGGAGCCUCCCAGCAGCACUGCCACCACCACGAUGCCCCCCAGCAGCACCAGCGGCAGCACCCCGGGGACAACGUUGACUGUUCCUACCACAUCAACACCCAUCCCAAUGACUGCAAGCACAUCUGUACCCACACCGACAUACACUGCCACCCAGUCACCUCCAGACUGUACCUGCAUCUGGACGGGAUGGAUUGAUGUGAGUUACCCAGAUAGUUCUGACAGAAACAGUGGUGACUACGAAACCUUUGAGAACAUUCUGAAGCACAACUCCUCCUUUGUCUGUGCAAAAGCUGAGAAUAUUUCAUGCAGAGCAACGCGGUUCCCUGACAUUCCCAUUACAGAUUUAGGGCAGAACGUGGAAUGCAGCGUUGACACAGGGCUGGUCUGUAACAAUAGUGAUCAGACCAUAGGAGGUAUAAUACCGAUGCCCGUCUGCCUCAAUUAUGAGAUCAAUAUCUGCUGCAUCCCCAACAUACCAGAGUGUGUUACAAGUACCACUGUGAGUACCACUGUGAGCACCACAACAGCCCCACCUUCAUCCACAAGGAGCACAAUGUCCCCUCCACCUCUUUCGACAACCGCUUCCACGCCAACGUCAUCGGAGCCUCCCAGCAGCACUGCCACCACCACGAUGCCCCCCAGCAGCACCAGCGGCAGCACCCCGGGGACAACGUUGACUGUUCCUACCGCAUUAACAACUACCCCAAUGACUGCAAGCACGUUCACACCACCAAUAAUUAUCACCAGAACUCCACUGGCUCCGACUUCAGAAGCAAUAAAGCAUACAACAUCUGAAUCAGGAACACUAACAAACACGACUACUGCAGUUACUCCAUCAGUUACUGCACCACCAACAGCUAUGACAGAAAUAGCAAGUACAGUAUCUACCAUAAGCACCACUAUUGAACAGUCAACAACAUUAGUAUCAACAACCCCAGUGACAGUCACCACCUCUGGAGUCACGGAGACAGGGUCGACCACCAGAGUCACCCCUUCAGGCCCCACACCCUCAGGACCGCCUCUUGAGAGCACCACAAUUUUAACGGAAAGGCCUACCCAGGAGACCACAACCACCGGCACUGGGAGCCCUCCAACAGCACCUCCGACUGCCACUGCCAGCACCACAACCACAGCACCGCCGUCCCCAGGGCCUACAGCCAGCACUACUGUGUUGCCACCUUCCGUUUCAACAACCCCAGUGACAGUCACCACCUCUGGAGUCACGGAGACAGGGUCGACCACCAGAAUCACCCCUUCAGGCCCCACAACCUCAGGACCGCCUCUUGAGAGCACCACAAUUUUAACGGAAAGGCCUACCCAGGAGACCACAACCACCGGCACUGGGAGCCCUCCAACAGCACCUCCGACUGCCACUGCCAGCACCACAACCACAGCACCGCCGUCCCCAGGGCCUACAGCCAGCACUACUGUGUUGCCACCAUCAGUUUCAACAACCCCAGUGACAGCCACCACCUCUGGAGUCACGGAGACAGGGUCGACCACCAGAAUCACCCCUUCAGGCCCCACACCCUCAGGACCGCCUCUUGAGAGCACCACAAUUUUAACGGAAAGGCCUACUCAGGAGACCACGACCACCGGCACUGGGAGCCCUCCAACAGCACCUCCGACUGCCACUGCCAGCACCACAACCACAGCACCGCCGUCCCCAGGGCCUACAGCCAGCACUACUGUGUUGCCACCAUCAGUUUCAACAACCCCAGUGACAGUCACCACCUCUGGAGUCACGGAGACAGGGUCGACCACCAGAGUCACCCCUUCAGGCCCCACACCCUCAGGACCGCCUCUUGAGAGCACCACAAUUUUAACGGAAAGGCCUACCCAGGAGACCACGACCACCGGCACUGGGAGCCCUCCAACAGCACCUCCGACUGCCACUGCCAGCACCACAACCACAGCACCGCCGUCCCCAGGGCCUACAGCCAGCACUACUGUGUUGCCACCUUCCGUUUCAACAACCCCAGUGACAGUCACCACCUCUGGAGUCACGGAGACAGGGUCGACCACCAGAGUCACCCCUUCAGGCCCCACACCCUCAGGACCGCCUCUUGAGAGCACCACAAUCUUAACGGAAAGGCCUACUCAGGAGACCACGACCACCGGCACUGGGAGCCCUCCAACAGCACCUCCGACUGCCACUGCCAGCACCACAACCACAGCACCGCCAUCCCCAGGGCCUACAGCCAGCACUACUGUGUUACCACCUUCCGUUUCAACAACCCCAGUGACAGUCACCACCUCUGGAGUCACGGAGACAGGGUCGACCACCAGAAUCACCCCUUCAGGCCCCACACCCUCAGGACCGCCUCUUGAGAGCACCACAAUUUUAACGGAAAGGCCUACCCAGGAGACCACGACCACCGGCACUGGGAGCCCUCCAACAGCACCUCCGACUGCCACUGCCAGCACCACAACCACAGCACCGCCAUCCCCAGGGCCUACAGCCAGCACUACUGUGUUGCCACCUUCCGUUUCAACAACCCCAGUGACAGUCACCACCUCUGGAGUCACGGAGACAGGGUCGACCACCAGAAUCACCCCUUCAGGCCCCACACCCUCAGGACCGCCUCUUGAGAGCACCACAAUUUUAACGGAAAGGCCUACCCAGGAGACCACGACCACCGGCACUGGGAGCCCUCCAACAGCACCUCCGACUGCCACUGCCAGCAUCACAACAUCGGGACCAUUCUCCCAAGAGCCUAUAACCAGUACUACUGUGUUACCACCUUCCGUUUCAACAACCCCAGUGACAGUCACCACCUCUGGAGUCACGGAGACAGGGUCGACCACCAGAGUCACCCCUUCAGGCCCCACACCCUCAGGACCGCCUCUUGAGAGCACCACAAUUUUAACGGAAAGGCCUACCCAGGAGACCACGACCACCGGCACUGGGAGCCCUCCAACAGCACCUCCGACUGCCACUGCCAGCACCACAACCACAGCACCGCCAUCCCCAGGGCCUACAGCCAGCACUACUGUGUUGCCACCUUCCGUUUCAACAACCCCAGUGACAGUCACCACCUCUGGAGUCACGGAGACAGGGUCGACCACCAGAAUCACCCCUUCAGGCCCCACACCCUCAGGACCACCUCUUGAGAGCACCACAAUUUUAACGGAAAGGCCUACCCAGGAGACCACAACCACCGGCACUGGGAGCCCUCCAACAGCACCUCCGAUUGCCACUGCCAGCACCACAACCACAGCACCGCCGUCCCCAGGGCCUACAGCCAGCACUACUGUGUUGCCACCAUCAGUUUCAACAACCCCAGUGACAGCCACCACCUCUGGAGUCACGGAGACAGGGUCGACCACCAGAAUCACCCCUUCAGGCCCCACACCCUCAGGACCGCCUCUUGAGAGCACCACAAUUUUAACGGAAAGGCCUACCCAGGAGACCACGACCACCGGCACUGGGAGCCCUCCAACAGCACCUCCGACUGCCACUGCCAGCACCACAACCACAGCACCGCCGUCCCCAGGGCCUACAGCCAGCACUACUGUGUUGCCGCCUUCCGUUUCAACAACCCCAGUGACAGUCACCACCUCUGGAGUCACGGAGACAGGGUCGACCACCAGAAUCACCCCUUCAGGCCCCACACCCUCAGGACCGCCUCUUGAGAGCACCACAGUUUUAACGGAAAGGCCUACCCAGGAGACCACGACCACCGGCACUGGGAGCCCUCCAACAGCACCUCCGACUGCCACUGCCAGCACCACAACCACAGCACCGCCAUCCCCAGGGCCUACAGCCAGCACUACUGUGUUGCCACCUUCCGUUUCAACAACCCCAGUGACAGUCACCACCUCUGGAGUCACGGAGACAGGGUCGACCACCAGAAUCACCCCUUCAGGCCCCACACCCUCAGGACCGCCUCUUGAGAGCACCACAAUUUUAACGGAAAGGCCUACCCAGGAGACCACGACCACCGGCACUGGGAGCCCUCCAACAGCACCUCCGACUGCCACUGCCAGCACCACAACCACAGCACCGCCGUCCCCAGGGCCUACAGCCAGCACUACUGUGUUGCCGCCUUCCGUUUCAACAACCCCAGUGACAGUCACCACCUCUGGAGUCACGGAGACAGGGUCGACCACCAGAAUCACCCCUUCAGGCCCCACACCCUCAGGACCGCCUCUUGAGAGCACCACAAUUUUAACGGAAAGGCCUACCCAGGAGACCACGACCACCGGCACUGGGAGCCCUCCAACAGCACCUCCGACUGCCACUGCCAGCACCACAACCACAGCACCGCCAUCCCCAGGGCCUACAGCCAGCACUACUGUGUUGCCACCUUCCGUUUCAACAACCCCAGUGACAGUCACCACCUCUGGAGUCACGGAGACAGGGUCGACCACCAGAGUCACCCCUUCAGGCCCCACACCCUCAGGACCGCCUCUUGAGAGCACCACAAUCUUAACGGAAAGGCCUACCCAGGAGACCACGACCACCGGCACUGGGAGCCCUCCAACAGCACCUCCGACUGCCACUGCCAGCAUCACAACAUCGGGACCAUUCUCCCAAGAGCCUAUAACCGGUACUACUGUGUUACCACCUUCCGUUUCAACAACCCCAGUGACAGUCACCACCUCUGGAGUCACGGAGACAGGGUCGACCACCAGAGUCACCCCUUCAGGCCCCACACCCUCAGGACCGCCUCUUGAGAGCACCACAAUUUUAACGGAAAGGCCUACCCAGGAGACCACGACCACCGGCACUGGGAGCCCUCCAACAGCACCUCCGACUGCCACUGCCAGCAUCACAACAUCGGGACCAUUCUCCCAAGAGCCUAUAACCGGUACUACUGUGUUACCACCUUCCGUUUCAACAACCCCAGUGACAGUCACCACCUCUGGAGUCACGGAGACAGGGUCGACCACCAGAGUCACCCCUUCAGGCCCCACACCCUCAGGACCGCCUCUUGAGAGCACCACAAUCUUAACGGAAAGGCCUACCCAGGAGACCACGACCACCGGCACUGGGAGCCCUCCAACAGCACCUCCGACUGCCACUGCCAGCACCACAACCACAGCACCGCCGUCCCCAGGGCCUACAGCCAGCACUACUGUGUUGCCACCUUCCGUUUCAACAACCCCAGUGACAGUCACCACCUCUGGAGUCACAGAGACAGGGUCAACCACCAGAAUCACCCCUUCAGGCCCCACACCCUCAGGACCACCUCUUGAGAGCACCACAAUUUUAACGGAAAGGCCUACCCAGGAGACCACGACCACCGGCACUGGGAGCCCUCCAACAGCACCUCCGACUGCCACUGCCAGCACCACAACCACAGCACCGCCAUCCCCAGGGCCUACAGCCAGCACUACUGUGUUGCCACCAUCAGUUUCAACAACCCCUGUGUCAGUUACCACCUCUGGUACAACUCCAACAGAAUCUUUUACCACUACUUCAGGGACCACCUCUAGUAGUUUUACCAGUAUUGCUGGAAGUACUACCACCACUGCCACUGAAAUUGUUUCCCCUGGCUCAACUAGUACUUCCUGGCCAACUGAAACAUCAAGUGCAGUCACUAUUGCAGGAAGUUCUACAUACAGUACAGUUACUCCAGCCAGUGCUUCAAGUUCCGCUACAAGUCUACCAUCAGCCACUCCUGGAAGAAAUUGUUCUAUUUUCCCUAAUGAAUCUUAUGCACCAGGUGAGUCGUGGUGGCUCUGUGAGUGCAUUAAGGCAAUAUGUAUAGAAGAUGAUAUAGUCCAGGUGGUUCCCAUAAUCUGUGAGCCACCUCCUAAACCUACAUGUGCCAAUGGGCUUUCUCCUGUGCAAGUUCUUGAUAAGGAUGGAUGCUGUUGGCACUGGGAGUGUGAUUGCUACUGCACUGGCUGGGGAGACCCACAUUACAUGACUUUUGAUGGACUGUACUACAGCUAUCAGGGGAAUUGUACAUACGUCCUUGUGGAAGAGAUAUCUAAGAAAGUUGACAACUUUGGUGUCUACAUUGAUAAUUACCAUUGUGAUACACGGGAUGUAGUCUCCUGUCCUCGAACACUCAUUGUGAGACACGAGACUCAGGAAGUGCGCAUAGCAACAGUCAAACCAAAUACUUUGCAAGUAGAGGUGACAGUAAACAAACAGGUAGUGUCUUUGCCUUAUAAGAAGUUUGGCUUGAGCAUCUACGAGUCAGGCAUAAAUCGUGUGGUGGAAAUUCCUGAACUAAAAAUGAAUGUGACCUACAAUGGCUUGUCCUUUUCUAUCAGAAUGCCCUACAGCCUGUUUGGCAACAACACUCAAGGACAGUGUGGUACUUGCAAUAACAACACAGCAGAUGACUGCAUGUUGCCAAACGGAAACAUUGCAGAAAACUGUGAAACCAUGGCAGAUCAUUGGCAAGUGGUUGAUCCCUCCAAACCACAGUGCUCUCCAGGCCUAUCUCCUACAAAAGUACCUGGCACAGCCCCAGUGCAGCCUUGCAAAGAAUCUUCCAUCUGUGAGCUUCUUUUGGGAAGUGUGUUUGAGCCAUGCCAUGGCUUUGUCCAGCCUGAAAAAUACUAUGCAGCCUGUGUUUUUGAUAGUUGUGUACUUCCCAACUUAGACCUGGAAUGCUCAAGUCUGCAAACCUAUGCUGCUGUCUGUGCUGAUCAAAGUGUAUGCAUUGACUGGAGAAAUCAUACCAAUGGUGUUUGCUGUUCUUAUAAAUGCCCCUCAGGUAAAGAAUACAGAGCAUGUGGUCCUAUUAAAGAGAUAACCUGCAAAUCAAGCCAACAAAACGAAACUUCAUCUAAACGUGUGGAAGGCUGUUUCUGUCCUAAUGGAACAAUGCUGUAUGACUCUGGUGUGGAUGUCUGUGUGAAAACCUGUGGCUGUGUUGGAGUGGAUAAGAUACCCAGAGAGUUUGGGGAAAGGUUUACAGUAGACUGUCAGGACUGUAUUUGCCUGGAAGGCGAAAAUGGCAUUGUAUGUGAGCCUCAUGAAUGUGCUAAGCAAAAUAAGACCAGCUGUGAUGGAGAAGGCUUCUAUGAGGUCAACGAAGUAAAUUCUGAAGACUCCUGCUGCCCCAUUGUCACAUGCAAAUGCAAUACAAGCUUGUGCACAAGUAAAGCCCCCAAGUGUACACUGGGAUUUGAAGUUCAUUCUCAUAUUCCCAGUGGUCAGUGCUGUCCUGUGUACCAGUGUGUUCCCAAGAGGGUUUGUGUACAUCAGAAUGCUGAGUUCUUGCCAAAUUCAUCAGUCUUUGUUGAUAAGUGUCAGAAUUGUUUAUGCACUGACAAAGUUAACGUCAGCAACCAACUGAAUAUCAUCUCAUGCGAACAUAUUCCAUGCAACACAUAUUGUGAACCAGGAUAUGAACUUCAGCCAGUGAAAGGUGAAUGUUGUGGAAGAUGUGUGCAGACCAAGUGUGUUAUACAUACAGGAAACAAUUUUGAUCUUGUCUUGAGUCCUGGAGAGUUUAAAAGUGAUCCUUACAACAACUGCACCAUUUAUAGCUGUGUAAAUGUCCACAACCAGCUUAUCUCCUCCACAUCUGAGAUUACCUGCCCAGCAUUCAGUGAGAAAAGCUGCAAACCUGGAACUAUUACAUUCUUACCUAACGGCUGUUGCAAAACUUGUGCACCUCUGGAUAGUCCUGCACCGUGUGCUGUCCAUCAAAGAAAAGACUUUAUCCUCUAUAAGGGCUGCCGUUCUGUGAACAGAGUUGUUAUGACUGAAUGUGAAGGAACAUGUGGAACCUUCUCACUAUACUCUGCUGAGGCCAAUUCUAUGGACCACAGCUGUUCCUGCUGCAAGGAAUCAAGGACUUCUGUGAGGGAAGUGGAACUGAAAUGCCCCACUGGGCAUUCCAUUUCACAUAAGUAUAUAUACGUGGAAAGCUGCAGCUGUCAAGAGACUGAAUGCAGCAGCUCACAGUCCAGCGAGUCGCAGAGCACAGAAGAAAAUGACAAGGCAAGCACUCUGAACCGUAUCAAGAGGGCCAUCAGCUUGACAUCAAAAUGAAGGGGAAAAAACCUAGCGGCAGUCACCUAAAAGGACUAUGCACCAGUCUCAUCUUCCUUGACUACUUUGGAACUUUUCACUGUUCCUGUUACUUUAUCCUGUUUGUUCUCUGAUUAUUUUUAACAGUGUUCUAUUUAUUUGUGCACAAAAUAAGAACACAGUUUUGUGCACUUGCAAGAAUAUAACCUUUAGGGUCCUUUUAUAAUCAGCUUAUUUUCUCUGAAUGAUUAAAAGCA
Messenger RNA from Falco peregrinus (peregrine falcon), 13229 nucleotides. It is a transcript of the gene MUC2, whose product is annotated as mucin 2, oligomeric mucus/gel-forming. Gene Ontology annotation, cellular component: extracellular matrix. Gene Ontology annotation, molecular function: protein binding. The transcript has 52 exons. The record is from RefSeq and is a predicted model, not a curated record. NCBI's taxonomy places the organism in Eukaryota, Metazoa, Chordata, Aves, Falconiformes, Falconidae. Bases 1 to 12993 code for a protein of 4330 amino acids.